Molecule: messenger RNA, 621 nt
Organism: Lentinula edodes (shiitake mushroom)
Lineage: Eukaryota; Fungi; Basidiomycota; Agaricomycetes; Agaricales; Omphalotaceae
Exons: 4
Coding region: 1-621 (206 amino acids)
Source: RefSeq, a predicted model, not a curated record
AUGAUUAUCAGCCGUUUAGGCAGUGUUCAAUUUGAAUACUUCAAGGAUGACUACGAGCAGAAAUAUCCAGAGGAUCCCGUGUUUGAGGAGAUGGGUCCUAUUGCUAGAGCUCGGGAUGGAUUGGAUGCGAUGUUAGUUUUUGCUGGUUUGUUUUCCGCCGUCGUCACGACAUUCGUAGUCCAAACAUCCCAAAGUCUCCAGCCCGAGGUGGACUAUACCCAAGUCUCAGCCUCUUUAUUGUCUGAGUUGGUCUUCCUUUUGCGCGCGGCUGCUUCUAGCAGUCCUCUCAAUAGCAUCCCUACAUCUUCACUGCCACUGAAUGCAAUGACGCCAACACAUAACAUUCUUGAUGUCUGGGUAAACGGUCUCUGGGUGAUUAGUUUAUCCCUUAGCCUCGCCGUAGCUCUUGCUUCAGUACUUGUGAAGCAAUGGCUUCGCCGAUACCUUGCUAUACACUCCGGAACACCUAAACACCGAAGUCGUAUCUGCCACUUUCGGUAUGUAGGAUUCGAAAGGUGGGGCGUGCUGCACAUCGUCGGGUCAUUGUCAGUGAUCAUGCAUCUCUCCCUGGCUUUCUUCUCUGUUGGGCUGCCAGUGGUGCUUUUCCGGAUUCCUCUGUAG